This is a messenger RNA of Lachnellula hyalina, 1083 nucleotides long. RefSeq names its product Single-stranded TG1-3 DNA-binding protein (gene tcg1). Lineage: Eukaryota; Fungi; Ascomycota; Leotiomycetes; Helotiales; Lachnaceae. The record is from RefSeq and is a predicted model, not a curated record. Bases 1 to 1083 code for a protein of 360 amino acids. The transcript has 4 exons. Gene Ontology annotation, molecular function: mRNA binding. Gene Ontology annotation, cellular component: cytosol.
AUGUCUUCCGUCGUGGAAAAAGUUACUGACACUGUCAACGACGUUACUGCCGCUCUUGGCAACACAUCGCUCACUUCUGACAAGCCGGCCGAAACCACCACUGGUGGCGACAGCAAGUCUACCAAUGCUGCUCACAAUGAAGCAGUCCUGGCCAGCGCUGCAGAGGGUCGCAGACUGUAUAUCGGUAACCUCGCGUAUGCGACGACCGAGGGGGAGUUGACCGAAUUCUUCAAGGGAUACCUCAUUGAAUCCACCUCAAUCCCUAAGAACCCACGCACCGACCGCCCCGUUGGAUACGCUUUCGUUGACCUCUCCUCCCCAGGUGAGGCUGAGCGUGCCAUCGCUGAGCUUUCAGGCCGCGAGAUUCUUGAACGCAAGGUCUCAGUCCAACUUGCUCGCAAGCCUGAGCCAGCCGGUGAGAAGGGUGAGGCAACCAGCGGAGGAGAUGCUUCUGGCGGUGAGGGCCGUCGCCGACAAUCUGGCCGUGGACGUGGCCGAGGCCGUGGAAAGGGUGGUCGUGGAGGACGCGCUGCUCGUGGUUCCAAGGGUGAGGAAGGCGCUGAGCUUCCAGGUACCACAGCCACCGGUGAAGUUCUUCCUUUGACCGAUACCACCACCAAGGAGGGCACAGAGAAGGCCGAUAAGGACAACAAGGGUGCUCGUCCUCCACGUGAGCGUCGCGAGCGUGGCCCACCUGCUGAUGGUAUCCCAUCCAAGAACAAGGUCAUGGUGGCAAACCUCCCAUAUGAUCUUUCUGAGGAGAAGCUCAAGGAACUCUUCGAAGCUUACGAACCAUCCUCUGCCAAGAUUGCCCUUCGCCCAAUUCCCCGCUUCAUGGUUAAGAAGCUCCAGGCCCGCAACGAGCCACGUAAAGGCCGUGGCUUUGGUUUUGUUACUCUUUCUUCCGAGGAGCAGCAGCAGAAGGCUGUCAACGAGAUGAACGGAAAGGAGAUUGAGGGCCGCGAAAUUGCUGUUAAGGUCGCAAUUGACAGCCCUGACAAGACCGACGAUGAUGCCAAUGCGCCAGCUGCUGAAGGCGCUGUCGAGGGUACCAAUGGCGCCGCUGAGACUACUACUGCUUAA